Linderina pennispora is the source of this 890-nucleotide messenger RNA. RefSeq names its product methylthioribulose-1-phosphate dehydratase. The coding region runs from base 32 to 754 and encodes 240 amino acids. The record is from RefSeq and is a predicted model, not a curated record. The transcript has a single exon. Lineage: Eukaryota; Fungi; Kickxellomycota; Kickxellomycetes; Kickxellales; Kickxellaceae. Gene Ontology annotation, molecular function: methylthioribulose 1-phosphate dehydratase activity; metal ion binding. Gene Ontology annotation, cellular component: cytoplasm.
CUGGCAAUUAUUUUUCUCUCUCUACAACACCAUGGCGUCGCAGGACGAUAUCCACAGCACCGACCUCGUGCGGUCGACAGACAAGAACCACCCGGCGAACCUGAUUCCCGAGCUCUGCCAGCUCUUUUACACGCUGGGGUGGGUGACGGGCACCGGCGGCGGCAUCAGCAUCCGCGACGGCGAGCACGUGUUCAUCGCACCCUCGGGCGUGCAAAAGGAGCGCAUCGAGCCGUCGCAGCUGUUUGUUUUGGAGCUGGCGACGCGCAAGAUCCUGCGCUCCCCUUCGCCGCCCAUCAAGCCGUCCGCAUGCACGCCGCUCUUCUACAACUCGUACACAAUGCGGGGCGCCGGCGCAUGCAUCCACACUCACUCGCAGAACGCAGUCCUGGCGACCAUGCUGUACGACAAGGAGUUUGUGAUUUCGCACCAGGAGAUGAUCAAAGGGAUUCGCCGCGGGUCCAGCUCUGAGAGCCUGCGGUUCUUUGAUACCCUGCGCGUGCCCAUUAUCGAGAACACGGCCGAGGAGGAGAACCUGACCAACCGCAUGGCCAAGGCCAUUGAACAGUAUCCGGAGACGAAUGCGGUGCUGGUGCGUCGCCAUGGCGUGUAUGUUUGGGGCGAGAGCUGGCAGAAGGCAAAGACUAUGGCCGAAUGCUACGAUUACCUGUUUGAGCUGGCUGUCCGCAUGAAGCAGCUUGGAAUUGACCCAGCUGCUGUGACCCAGGCCACCCAGGAUGCGAUCGACGGAGAGUAGCCUGUUUUGUUCGUUUCACCCUGGAGUUAUAAGCACAUCCUUGUCUAUAUGUGUGAUAUAAAAGAGCACAUGCGCCUUUUCAUUUGGCAUCCUGCUAUAUUUUGCCCUGGAGCGCUAUCAGCCUGUUCAAUAACUA